UUAUCUCUCUCCUCAUAAGAUAAAGGCUAUGUGGUAGAUAUUUUAAUGAUAAAUCUAGAUACAACCCCCCCUUGCUCACUGGGAAUUGAGUAACAUUUUCCUUUUUUCUGGAAAAUUCAGGUUUGAGAUUUGAUGAAUCUGUAAUGGCCAAUUACAGCUCCAACUAUUAUUAUGAAGCUAAUUCUGGAUUACAAUUCUUUCCAAUACGAUUCAGCUCCAUGUUAUGGUGCUUAUGAUCCUGAAAUUGGUCGCUCGGCUGUUGCAUACUCUUCGUAUACUUCCAGUGAGCCUAACUAUGUUGAGUAUGCCCUAAACCCUUAUGGUGAAGAUUAUGGUACUGUAAAGACUCGGUUAAUUGUCUCAUAUUCUGUCUCAGAGUUCAAUGAGCCUGAAUUUGAAGAGUAUGAUCCAACGCCUUAUGGCGGUGGUUAUGAUCUUGAUGCAACAUAUGGCAAACCCCUGCCCCCUUCCGAGGGAAUAUGUUAUCCACGUUCAUCAGGGGAUCCGAAUGAUCAAUCCUUGAAAACCUUUUCUUAUGGGUCUAUAGAGUCGCCUUAUGGGAAAGGAGUUGAUAAACUGGUAGAAAAGCCUAGCAAUGGAAGCAAAACAGCCACAGUCAAGGACCAAGAGCAGCAAACCCAGGGAAGUAACGAAGUUGGUAAUGUGGGUUCUAAUGGCAGGCCUGUAGAGUCAUAUCAAGGUGAAGAGAAUAAGGAAAGUUACACUGAUGGUUACCCUUAUGGUGCUGAAUAUGAAAAGAGAGUGUCUCAAAUCCCUCCAGGGUAUGGCUUAGAAGCAAUGGACCUUUGUGAAAGUUUGUUUGGUUACUGGCCCUGCCUGGAUCGUGCAAAGAGAGAGAACGAUUAUCGAAAUUGCUAUGGUCCUCAAGGAGUAAACUGCCCAUGGGAGGAGACUGCAGACUAUCUUUUUGGUAAUUCGUAUCCUUAUGGUGAAAGAUGGGGCAGUGGAGGUAUUUACGAGAACCCAAUCUUCAAUUACGAAAGGCAUUAUCAGGGACAACUUAUAUCAAGGCAGAUGGAGUAUCAAGAGGAACAUUCAUGGUUGAAUUAGUUUCCUUGUUUUAGAAGGAAACAUGUAGCAGUAUGAACAAUUCCAUCUGUAAAUAAGUCUGUGAUUUUCCCACUAGAUCCAUAAUCCGCGGUCGGUAUUAAUUUUAGUUGUUGCUGAAUAAUUCCAAGAACUUCUUUUUCAAAUGUUUUAAGCAAUAUACUUGCUGUAAAAUCUGUAAAAUUGCAGAUGAUACUCGAAGAAAAUGCUUUCAUUAUGUUCUGGUCUUGCCUCAAAUAAAUAAAGAUUGUCCAUGUUUAACAA
Gossypium arboreum is the source of this 1332-nucleotide messenger RNA. RefSeq lists its product as uncharacterized. The record is from RefSeq and is a predicted model, not a curated record. Bases 172 to 1071 code for a protein of 299 amino acids. Gene Ontology annotation, biological process: protein phosphorylation. Lineage: Eukaryota; Viridiplantae; Streptophyta; Magnoliopsida; Malvales; Malvaceae. The transcript has 2 exons. Gene Ontology annotation, molecular function: phosphatidic acid binding; protein serine/threonine kinase activity.